Molecule: messenger RNA, 7947 nt
Organism: Alosa alosa (allis shad)
Lineage: Eukaryota; Metazoa; Chordata; Actinopteri; Clupeiformes; Clupeidae
Gene: svila
Product: supervillin a
Biological process (GO): actin polymerization or depolymerization; barbed-end actin filament capping; cytoskeleton organization
Cellular component (GO): cytoplasm; actin cytoskeleton
Molecular function (GO): actin filament binding; phosphatidylinositol-4,5-bisphosphate binding
Source: RefSeq, a predicted model, not a curated record
CUCCUUCCCUCUCCUCUUCUCUCCUCUCACCAUCUUCCUGUCUUUUUUUCUCCUCCUUCUCCUCCACCACACUCAUACUGUACACACCUGGCUUCCUUUUUUGCGAAUCACUUUCUCUGUUUUUGGCCAAAAUGUACCGGAACCCGUGGAUCAGCAACUACUUGAGCCAUGUCAAGUUCUGCCAAGGACUUGUGGGGGACACUCCAACCAAACUUGGGACCCCCAAGCUUCAGCAGAGCAGGUCACUCAGCUUUCAGAAGGACCUGUGUAUUGAGGACUCUGCUGACCUCAUCCAGAACAGUAAGGACAUCAAUGUCAAUCUCUUGCCUGUUCUUCCCAAAGUUUCAGAACUGAGGAAGCGUUUUGAGAGCAUCAGCACCAGUGCCAGUGACUGGGAAAUGAACCGGAAAGAGCGGAUAUCGCGGCGUCUGGAGGGGAUCGAUGGCGAGCUCCAACUGUCCAGCUGCACCAGCCUGGUGUCCAACCGGCUCCUCGAAGAAGACACUCCCAGAUACACUCGCGCCAACGAUGCCUGCGACCCCUGCAUGGUGUCCAUGCAGCGCUCCAUGAAGUCUGACGGUGACCUGUCAUUGGACGAUCAGGUACUUGCGUCGGAGCGCCAGUCUCGCCCGCGCACACGCACCGACGUCCCUCCCACCGCGCCCAGCCAGGGUCAGAGCCAGGUCCCGCUCGCUGGCGACUCCAAGGCCGAGCGCAUCGCCCGCUACAAGGCCGAGCGUCGGCGGCAGCUGGCCGAGCGCUACGGCAUCUCCCUGGAGCCCGAGGCCGAGCCCGACUACUCCACGCGCUACUCCGCCGCCCGCCGACGCCAGUCGGAUGCGUCUGACCGCACCGCCACCUCCGACCGGCCCGCGUCCAGGGAGGAGGAGGAGGAGGAGGUCAGGGGUCAGAGGUCGGCUCGCUCCUCCAGCCUGCAGACGCCGCGUGGGCCCGGAGCGGCGACGCAGCAGCAGCACACGCACGCGUACACCCACUCGGCGGAGCGUGUGGAGGCGCUGUCGGAGCGCGAGCGCCGCAUGAACCUGGAGAACCAGCGGCGGGCACAGGAGAGGGGCAUGAUGGGAGGCGCGUGGCGUGGCGUGGGCGUGGCCUCGCAGGACACCUCGUCCUACAUGGACGUGUCGGGCUCCUCGCACAAGUCCACCACCUCAUCGCCAGGGGAUCUGUUCAUUGAGCAGCAGGCGCAAAGCAUCCUGCACAGACAUGGCCCUAGCUGGUCACUGCAGACUGACCGGGAGGGGGACACCCAGUCCCUCAUCAACUGGCCCUCCAGAAUCCGUGGCAGGGAACGUGUUGGCUCUCGUGAGCCACACACACACACCUCACCUGACCCCGCCUCCUCCUCCGCACGCCCACACCUGGCCGCCACCCUGCCCUCGGACUCCUACCUGUCCAUGAGCACGGGCCAGGAUCAGGAGGUCAAGGGAGGAGGCGACCCGACAGGUCGCGUCCUUGGCGGCGCCAGUGUGGACGAGCCCCGUCGCCGUCCUCGAACCCUAGAUCCCCUACGAGCCACCGUCAUCAGCCCCGGCGACGCCGAGAUGUCGAAUGACGCUGCCCGCAGCAGCUGGCCCCACCCGCCUUGGGGCGCCUCCCCCGCGGAGAUCGGAGGCCCGGAGACCCCUAUCUGUCCCAUGGCCCAACCGCAGCUCCUUCCUGCAGGGAAACAGCGCCACCUACCAGCGCAAGGAGGAACUUGCUGGGCCCGACGGGUCCGCAGCGACGCACGACCAAACGGGAGGCUGCCACCGCCACGGGUCCCGGCCGCGGCGCCGUGGAGAUCAGACAGGGUGGGGCGUCGCCCCCGGCGAUACAUCUCGCCCACCGAGAAUAGAAAGAGCUCGGAGAGGUUUAGGACCCAGCCAAUCACUUCUUCCGAACGGCAGGAUUCCGAUAGGUCUGCUGUGAGCCCGGAACCUUCCACCGGUGAAGUGGAUGAUGAGAAGCUGGACGAGAGGGCAAAGAUGAGCGUGGCUGCCAAGCGAUCUCUAUUCCGGCUUUAGAGCGAGGUGGAAGCAAGGUGCCCAAAGCCGUGGGCCAGUCGUAACGCAGCCGUGGAGCGCAGGCUGAGAAGAGGGCAGGACCGAUCACGCACCCAGCCAAUCACCACCGAGGAGGUGGUCAUUGCUGCCACCCUGCAGGCGUCAGCGCAGCAGAGCCGAGAGGCGUGGCGUGAGCAGCAGGAGCAGAGUGAGGCCCAGGCUCAGGUCCAGUCCCGGUCCCGGUCCCGGGUCCAGGCUGUGCCCAGCAGCACCGUCUCCCCGGACGUGGCGAGCGAUGAGCCUGACCUGUCCACGCUCAGCCUCGCGGAGAAGAUGGCGCUGUUCAACCGGCUGGCCCAGCCGGCCCCCGUCGUGCCCCGCGGUCGCGGAGACACCAGGGCGCGCCGUAGCAACGCACGCUACCAGACCCAGCCCAUCACCCUGGGGGAGGUGGAGCAGGACAGUUUCUCUGAUUCUGAUCUGAGUGACAUGGUGGUAGAGGUGUCAGACGACGAGCUUGAACACCUGCAGAGCGGUUCUAACGCAGGUUCCAAGUUCUCCUCUGCGCUCCAGCACACCACCGUCUCAACGGCGCACGCCGGCGACCUCCAGCUGGCCUCUGCUGCCCCCGGUGGUGGCAAUGGGUACUACGAGCGCACCACCCCUGCCCACGAACCUCCAGCCCCGCAAGGGCCUCUGGACCGGACCCCAGCCCAGGCGGAGCAGCCGUACCUGGGCAGCAGCAGCAGCAAGCGGAAGCUCCCCUCUCCGGAGACCAGCGUCAGACAGCCUGCUCUCCCCCAACCCACAUAUACACACGCGCACGUGCAGCCUGCGGCGUACACACACACACCCUCUCACAGCCGUGCCACAGAGCACCUGCCCAGGGCAAAGGCUAAAGGGUCAGACCUUCCGGAGCUCACAGCGUCAGUGCGUUCUGUGGAGGCCCCGUCACAGCAGCAGCCGUCUCCCAGCAGCAGGCACACACACACACACACGCAGACACACACACACACGCAGACACACACACACCCUGCUCACGCACACACACAGCCCGCAGCACAGCAGCAGCAGCAGCAACAUCAGAACCCCGCGUGGCGCACAGACGAAACAGACCUUCCGGAGCUCACAGCGUCAGUGCGUUCUGUGGAGGCCCCGUCACAGCAGCAGCCGUCUCCCAGCAGCAGGCACACACACACACACGCAGACACACACACACACGCAGACACACACACACACCCUGCUCACGCACACACACAGCCCGCAGCACAGCAGCAGCAGCAACAUCAGGAGCCCGCGUGGCGCACAGACGGUGGGAGAGAGAGAGAGAGAGAGAGGGAGCGAGAGAGGAGAGAGGACGAGGACGAGGACGAGAGAGUCACAGACGUCCAGACGACAGAUGAGCUUGAAGACGUCAUGUCUGCCAGACAGAUGUCCAUCAAAGAGAGGCUGGCCCUCCUGAUGAAGAAUGGCGAGGAUGACUGGAGGAACCGCAUCAACAGGAAACAGGAUGUGGUGCGGGUGGCCAUCUCCGAGCGCCAUGCCCAGCUCUGGGAGGUGGAGCAGAGCUUCAAGAAGAAGGAUGGAGGGAUGAUGAUAAAUGACUUUGCAGUGUCUGAUCAGCUCUGGGAUCCUGUCUUCUCCUCUGCCCUCUCCCUCACUGAUGACAGCCAAGUGGGCUUUGCUCCUCCCGGCCAGGCGAGCCCCCCCUACUCUCCCCUCAUGGAUGACCGGCACCCCUGGAGACGGAAGAGGAUUGGGGAGGAGGCUGAUCGAGUGGAGAUGAGCAUUCAGGAGCGCAAACGACUCAUCUGUGCACAACAGGAGGCAUCCAGGGUCAAAGGUCACGGAGUCGCCAACGACUCCACGCAGUUCACUGUGGCCGCACGCAUGGUCAAGAAAGGUUUGGCAGAUCCUACUGCGCUAAGUUGCCCUGCACCUGCUGUCCUAACCUCAAAGAACAAGAACCACACGCAUCCUAUCAAGCCACAAGAAGAGAUUGAGGUCAGGGGGAAUGUGACUGUGGAAUCAGACAAGAAAUUGGACAAGCUGGAGUCUUUCCUUGACAGGCUCAACAACAAAGUGGCCGGUCUGCCAGAGUCCACUCUCACCGUGAUUCCGAAGGGUGUAAAGGAGGUGAUGCAGCUGGACGACGAGAUCUUCUCCAAGUUCUACACACACACGCAACAGAUCAGCGCACACUCUGCCGCCCUGGAGUUUAGUGGCGAUUUCGACGCCAUCUUCGAUCCAAGUACUCCCAAGUUGACGUCUGAGAUGGUGCAGCACAAGCGGGCGGUGCGGCCGCUGAAGAAGGUGCAGUCGUCACGGAACCCGCUGAAGAUGCUGGCCGCCAGGGACGACAUCCGGCACGAGUACACCGAGCACCGGCUCAACAUCGGCCUGCUGGAGAGCAAGAGGAUGAAGCAGGACAAGAUAAAUAAAGGCUCUGGCGGUUUCUCGGACGUGGCGCUGGCCGGCCUGGCCAGCAAGGAGAACUUCAGCAACGUGAACCUGCGCAGCGUCAACGUGUCCGAGCAGACCUCCAACAACAGCGCCCUGCCUUACAAGAAGACCAUGCUAGUCCAGGUCAAAGGUCGUCGUCAUGUGCAGACGCGUCUGGUGGAGCCCCGGGCCUCUUCUCUGAACAGCGGAGACUGCUUCCUGCUCAUCACCCCACACCACUGCUUCAUCUGGACCGGAGAGUUCGCCAACGUCAUCGAGAAGGCCAAGGCUGCCGAGCUGGUACAGUUUAUCCAGACAAAGCAUGACCUUGGCUGUCGGGCGUCGUAUGUCCAGGCCAUUGAGGAGGGCACGAACACAAGCAGUCAUGCGGCUAGAGACUUCUGGAAGAUUCUAGGAGGCCAGAGCAGCUACCAACCGGCAGGCCCUCCGGAGGAGGAUGAGCUGUAUGAGAGUGCCAUAGUAGAGACCAACUGUGUGUAUCGGCUGGUGGAGGACAAGCUGCAGCCGGACGACGACUUCUGGGGCCGAGUCCCACGCUGCAGCCUGCUGCAGUCCAAAGAGGUGCUGGUGUUUGACUUUGGCAGUGAGCUGUACGUAUGGCAUGGGCGUGAGGUGACGCUGGCUCAGAGGAAGGUGGCCUUCCAGCUGGCCAAGCACCUGUGGAACAGCAGCUUUGACUACACCACCUGCGACAUCAACCCCCUCGACCCGGGGGAGUGCAACCCACUCAUCCCCAAGAAGGGCCAGGGUCGUCCUGACUGGGCAGUGUUUGGGCGCCUGACUGAGCACAACGAGACGACUCUGUUCAAGGAGAAGUUCCUGGACUGGACGCAGAGAGUGCCAAGCAACCAGCAGAACACAGACAACAAGGAGCAGAGCGGUCCAGAGCUCAAACCGUACAACGUCUCCGUGAUGCUUGCGGCCCCCAGAGCUCCGGUGCGGACGGUACUGGACGGCACUGAUGUGGGGCGGGGCUACGGCAUGGUGGACGGUGAGGAUGGCCGCAGCUUUGAGGUCAGCACGCUAGGGGUGGAGGCGUGGCAUAUUCUGGAGUUCGACUACAGCCGACUGCCCAAUCAGAGCGUGGGGCAGUUCCACGAGGGCGACACCUACGUGGUCAAAUGGAAGUAUAUGGUCAGCACGGCAGUGGGGAAGCGUCUGAAUUCGGAGCGUGUGAUUGGUCCAGGGAAGGAGCGCUGUGUGUAUUUCUUCUGGCAGGGCCGCAGCUCCAGCGUCAGCGAGAAAGGAACGUCCGCUCUCAUGACCGUCGAGCUGGACGAGGAGAGAGGAGCACAGGUCCAGGUGUUACAGGGGAAAGAGCCACCGUGUUUCCUGCAGUGUUUUAACGGAGGCAUGAUUGUCCACUCAGGAAAGAGAGAGGAGGAAGAAGAGAACUCCCAGAAUGACUGGCGUCUGUACUGUGUGCGUGGCGAGCGGCCCAUAGAGGGCCACCUGCUGGAGGUGGCGCAGCCAUUGCAGCGUCGCUCAAGGGCCAAGGCAGUGCCUGCAUGGUGCUGCCAAUCGCCAACACCGCCACUCCUCUACCUCUGGCACGGCUGCAAGACGAUUCACGCGACACGCCGCUGGUGGUGGGACUUUACCACCGCCAACAAGAUCAAGGAGAGGUGUCCUCUGGAGGCGGGACUCCACUGCAGCAGUAACGUGAACAUUCAGGAGUGUGAGGAGGGCUAUGAGCCAACCGGCUUCUUCGAUGCCCUUGGGGGGCGGGACCGACGCGCCUACGACUGCAUGCUGCAAGAUCUGGGGAAGUUCCGCUUCACCCCGCGUCUGUUCCAGCUGAGCAGUAGUUCUGGGGAGUUUGUGGCUCAGGAGCUGCUGUGUCCAUUCAGAGUGUCGAGCCAGACCAACGCACUGCCCUUCCUACAGGAGGACCUCUACACAGCACCACAGCCAGCGUUGUUCCUGGUGGAUAACCAUCACGAGGUGUACCUGUGGCAGGGCUGGUGGUCCGAGGCCAGCGAGAGCACCGGCUCCGCACGCAUCCGCUGGGACGCCGACAGGAAGUGCGCCAUGGAAACCGUCCUCCAGUACUGCAAAGAGAAGAAUGAGGUGAAGCCUCCUAAGUCGUACCUGAUCCACGCAGGGCUGGAGCCCCUCACCUUCACCAACAUGUUCCCCUGCUGGGAGCACAGACCAGACAUCGCCCAGAUCACUGAGAAGGAAGCAGAGGUGUGCAAUCAGAUCAUCCUAGUGGAGGACGUCCUGGCCCGCCUCUGCAAAGAUACCUACCCAUUGGCCGAUCUGUUGGCCCGCCCCCUGCCAGCAGGCGUUGACCCACUGAGACUGGAGAUCUACCUAUCAGACGAAGACUUUGAGGGUGUAGGGUGGUAGGAGAAGAAAGCACUGGAGAUGACGAGGAGUGAGUAUGAAGCACUGCCGGCAUGGAAGCAAGUGAAGAUGAAGAAAGCCAAAGGAUUGUUCUGAUGGACAUAAAGACAUUAAGACAGAAUGCGUGGGUGUGUGUGUAUGUGGGUGUGUGUGUAUGUGUGUCUGUGUGUGUGGGUGUGUGCACCAGCUUGAGCAUAUGAGUCCUGACUUGUCACUCACCAAGGUGGUUGGAAAGUCAUUCCGGGACCUUUUAACGUUUGACCUUUGAACUUUGACCUGGAUGGAUUGGUGGACUUGCACGGAAUCGGACAGUUCUGUGUAGACUGGAAGCGAGGGAGCAAAGAAGGAGUAAAGAAGAAGAGGAGGAGAGAAAGAGAAAAAAGAGAGAGAGAAGGUGAUCAGAGAUGGAGGUGUGCCAGCCUCUUAAAAAAGUUUUGUCCUUUUGUUCUGUUUGGUCUGUUGCUUUCUUUUUUUCUUUCCUUCUUAUUAGUAGCAGAGUGAACACUUAGUGUACUUUCAUUUGUGUGUGUGAGAGAGAGAGAGAGAGUGUGUGACUGUGUGAGAGAGAGGAAGAAAGAGAGAAAGUGAAGUGUGUGUGUGUGUGUGUGUGUGUGUGUGUGUGUGUGUGUCUUGAUUCAUAACAAAUCUUGUUAUUUAUGUAAAGGCAUCAGAGAAAACCUCCUUCAGUGUUGCUCCAGAAUAGAAGGGAGGAGAAUAGUGUGUACAAUAGGAAAUAUAAAUGAGUGUGUGAUGAGGAAUAUGCUUGUGUGACCUGUGUCGGGGCUGUGUGAGUGUGUGUGUGUGUGUGUGUGUGUGUGUGUGUGUGUGUGUGUGUGUGUGUGUGUGUGUGUGUGUGAAAUAUCAGCUAUGUAUUUCUGAUUAUUUUUUCAUUUGUUACACACACACACACACAUGCACACUAGAAAAUGAUAUGACUCGUAUUUCUGCACUCACUAGGACCUACUCUUUUGUGUGUGUGUGUGUCACCUUCAGAUGUUUAGUGCCUUGCUUUUAUGUACAGUUUUUACCCAGAGAGAUGCUAGUCUGCAUUUGAAAGACUGCCUUUGUGAUAAAAGAGUAUUAGAAUGAAAUGAAUAAACACUGACUAUUAUUAAUAAAUCUCAUGAAUCUC